AUGUUCCUCUCCAACGCAAGAUCUCUGACCCACAAAAUGGACGAGCUGGAACUACUCGCCAACGAAUCUGUACUUUCCUACAUCAAGUACUGCGUGGGAAACGUCACAGUGGACAAACACAUUCGUGUGUUCCCCAACCAGAAGCCCUGGAUGACCAGCCAGGUCCGGACGCUCCUCAAGGUCCGCAACGCCGCCUUCAGGUCUGGAGACAGAGAGCAGUACAGCGCUGCUAGAGCCGACCUGAGGAGGGGAAUUAAGAAGGCAAAGGCGGACUACAGGAGGAAAAUAGAGGACCACCUCUCUGAAAACAACCCACGGCAGGUGUGGCAAGGCAUUCAACAGUUGACAAACUACAGGAGACGCAACACCACAACUGUGAACUCAAGUAUCUCGCUGGCAGAAGAACUGAACUUCUUCUUUGCCCGCUUCGAGACAUCAAGGACAUCACAGACCUCAGCUUCAUCACCACCCCAGCCCCCACCAGCUCACAGCACCCACUCACUGACUGUACAGGUGCAGGAUGUGAGACGUGUGCUUAGUGGAGUCAACCCCAGGAAAGCUGCCGGACCAGACGGACUUCCUGGGAAGGUCCUCAAGGGCUGUGCUGACCAGCUCUCACAGAGCGUACAGAUCCACGAGGACGCCAUUGCCAUAGCCCUUCAUGCUGCGCUGAGUCACCUGGAACACCGGGAGAGCUACGUCAGGAUGCUCUUCAUUGACUACAGCUCAGCCUUCAACACCAUCAUCCCGGCUAUCCUGGUCUGCAAACUGUCAGCUCUGGGUCUCGACCCGCUCACCUGUUCCUGGAUUAGUGACUUCCUCACAAAUCGACCCCAGAAGGGGUGUGUGCUGAGCCCACUCCUGUACUCUCUGUACACCUUCGACUGCAGUCCCACCCACCCCAGCAACACCAUAGUGAAGUUCGCGGACAACACAACGGUGGUGGGACUGAUCUCAGAGGGAGACGAGUCUGCCUACAGGGAUGAGAUCCUGAAGUUAACAUUGUGGUGUUCAGACAACAACCUGGCAUUGAACAUCACAAAAACUAAGGAGAUCAUCCUGGACUUCAGGAAAAGCAGAGCAGACCCGGCUUCCCUCUACAUCAACGGUGACUGUGUAGAGAGAGUCCACACCUUCCGCUUCCUGGGCACCAUGAUCUCUGCUGGCCUCUCCUGGACUGCCAACACGGCGGCGGUUGUCAAGAAGGCUCAGCAGCGGCUUCACUUCCUCAGGGUGCUCAGGAGGAACAACGUGGGAGAGAAGCUGCUGCUCUCUCUCUCUCUCUCUCUCUCUCUCUCCUCUCUCUCUCUAUCAGGGCCGAGCCAUGGGGAGGUGGACAUGCGUGAGUGUCUGUACUACAACGUGAACUACGAGAUAGAGAAGACGAACCAGAGCGGGGUGGAGCGCUGCGAGGGGGAGAAGGACAAGCGCUCCCACUGCUACGCCUCCUGGAGGAACACCUCGGGCAGUGUGGAGCUGGUGAAGAAGGGCUGCUGGCUCGACGACUACAACUGCUAUGACCGCCAGGAGUGUGUAGCGAAGGAGGACAGUCCUCAGGUCUUCUUCUGCUGCUGUGAGGGAAACUUCUGCAACGAGCGCUUCACACACCAGCCCACCAACGGACCGACUUUCGAAAAACCUCCCCCAGCUCGUGUGCUCAGUGUGAGUGUGUACUGCCUGCUGCCCCUCACCACGCUGUCCCUGUUGCUGCUCUCCGCCCUCUGGAUGUACUGCCACCGCACCCCGUACGGACACGUGGACAUCGUCGAGGACCCGGGGCCAGCCCCUCCCCCUCUGGUGGGGCUCAAACCCCUGCAGUUGCUGGAGAUCAAAGCCAGGGGGCGCUUUGGCUGCGUGUGGAAGGCCCAGAUGAUGAACGAAUAUGUGGCCGUCAAGGUGUUCCCUAUGCAGGACAAGUUUUCCUGGGAGAGUGAGCGGGACAUCUACGCCACGCCGGGCAUGAGACACGAGAACCUUCUGCGCUACAUCGGAGCGGAGCGCCGCGGCAGCAGCCUGGACAGCGAACUAUGGCUCAUCACAGAGUUCCACGAGAGGGGCUCUCUGUCCGACUACCUGAAGGGGAACAUCCUGGCCUGGAGCGACCUCUGUCACAUAGCGGAGUGCAUGGCCCGGGGCUUGGCCUACCUCCACGAGGACAUCCCCCGCUUCAAGGGAGAGGGGCCCAAACCUGCCAUCGCCCACAGGGAUUUCAAGAGUAAGAAUGUGAUGUUGAAGAUGGAUCUAACAGCCGUGAUCGGGGACUUUGGUCUGGCUGUGGUCUUUGAGCCUGGGGAGCCACCUGGAGACACACACGGCCAGGUGGGCACGCGGCGCUACAUGGCCCCAGAGGUCCUGGAGGGAGCCAUCAACUUCCAGAGGGACGCCUUCCUCAGGAUAGACAUGUACGCCAUGGGCCUGGUGCUCUGGGAGCUGGUGUCCCGAUGCAAGGCGUCUGAUGGUCCAGUGGAUGAGUACCUGCUGCCGUUCGAGGAGGAGAUCGGUCAACACCCCACCCUGGAGGACCUGCAGGAGGUGGUGGUCCACAAGAAGCUAAGGCCCGUGUUCAAGGACUGGUGGCUCAAACACAAUGGCCUGGGCCUGAUGUGUGAGACGGUGGAGGAGUGCUGGGACCACGACGCCGAGGCGCGCCUGUCGGCGGGCUGCGUAGAGGAACGCAUCUCACAGAUCCGCCGCCUCAACGCCACCAUAACUCCGCCUACCUCCGAGAACCACGCCCUGCUGGUCUCCAUGGUCUUGCCCGUUCCCAUGGUCACCAAUGUGGACCUGCCCCCCAAAGAGUCCAGCAUAUGAUCACUCAAGACACUUGACGUAAAACAACAACCCUUGACCUUCUCAAUUAUCUCCCCAAUUCUUUUUCCGGAGACCUGACAUUACUCAGAAUUCCUGGAGUUCACUUCAACUUCCUCUUCCUGACGUACAGCUAACUGUGCUAACUAAGCUAGAGGAACAACACGGACACACAAAUACACACACAGAUAUAAAUGCACAAAUAACACACACUAUACCCUCUCAGUGGAAUUUAACUAUUUCAGGCCCACGUUCCACAUGAAUGCCGCUCACUCUCUCUCACUCUCUUGCCAUCUCUCUCUCUCUCUCUCUCUCUGUCUCACUCUCUUGCCAUCUCUCUCUCCCUCUCCAUCCCUCCCUCGCCCUUUCUCAUGCUCUGUCUCUCUGUCCGUCUAUAUUUUGUAACCAUACCACCAGCACACGUUGUGUAUUUUACAUUUGAACGUUUCACGUUUCAAUGACAUAGUUCAAACGGCUGACACACACACACACACACACACACACACACACACACACACACACACACACACACACACACACACACACACACACACACACACACACACACACACACACACACACACACACACACACACACACCACGUCAAUAUGCAUUCAGGGUCCGACUGAGUGAAUGAUCUUUCUCUAGGAACCUCAGCGACAACUAUAUUUUUGCUUUUGAUCUUUUAUGGACUUUUUUAGACGGUUUUCUCUGGUAUACCAUCUUCCUUGUCCAAUUAUUCAGAACUGUAUUUUGGUAGCAGGUACAGAAAAAUAAGCAGUUCUCGUACUGAUAACACACUCACCUGCCUGCCAAGCAGCCUGCCUUCUGUGUCACCUAGCAACCACCUACCACCCAGCAUUGGAUGAUUUUACAACAAUGCUGCAAAAAUCCCUGUAGGAACACGACUGUUACAUAAACACACACACACACACACACACACACACACACACACACACACACACACACGCACACGCACACGCACACACACAAUAACACAAACAUCAAGAACAUACUUCUGUUCAAGGAGUUUUUUUACAACUGUUUAUGUUCUUUUUUACACCUUGAAUUUGACCUUCUUUCCUCAGUCUGCUGGCGCUAUAAACACAAUACAUACCUUCGGAUCGAACGGGUUGAAUCCAAAAAAACACAGGAUAAAUGUCAGGUCAGCUCGGCAAGAAGCAGCAAAAGCGUUUUUUUAUGUGAAAGAACGAAUUUGACAUGGUUUGUUUUGAAAACAAGAGCUUGUUUUUUCUUUUUUUUUCUUUGCUCAUUUUUAUUCUGACUUUCAGGAAACCAACCUUGCAUGUCACGUUUUUUCAAGAUCGGUUGAGAGAACACCCAACCUCAGCAUUAUGGUUGGCACGGCAAUGAACUUCUCAGGUAACCAGGUCUACCAGGGACAAGGGGUGUGGAUUUUGGAGAGGAGGAAAGACCCAAGUGGCCGGCGAGAGACUUUGGCGAGGCUUGUCUGUAAAAUGCCGGUUGGCCGUCCUGAAAUAAGUACAUUUUCAAGGUGCCCAAACAAGAGGUUGAAACACUGGUUCCCCUAAGGUGCAAAGACCUCUUAAUGCAUCCACAUUAUGCAGUCAGCGUGUGACUGUGUUUUGGAGCCUUUUGAGUCAACGUGAAUGUUUCUGUUUGUGUGUGUGUGUGUGUAUCUGUUUGUGUGUGUGUGUGUGUGUGUGUGUGUGUGUGUGUGUGUGUGUGUGUGUGUGUGUGUGUGUGUGUGUAUGUGUAUGGUAUAUAAUGAUUUUUUUCUUUUUCUAAUGCCUUGUUUCUUGUGAGAUUUCUUACUAUCAAUAUGAAUUGGCCAGUGAAUGAUCCGUCACCCGGAAGUUCACAACAAUUCUUAUUUCCUGGCCAAACUGCAACGCCACAAACCACCGUUGGAACCACUGGCCUUCAACUAUGGCCGCCAUGGAUUUAGGUUUCCCUGUUCCCAUCUCUCCGUACAGUUCUCCAGCCAUGAGACAUCGGUGCAGUGUGAACUCCCAGCCUGGCCAGUUGUACCACGUCUCCGUGUUGGGCUCAUGUCGUGUGUUUGACCUGUUGAGUUAGGAUCCCAUGCAGAGCAGAGGACUGGGUAAGAAUCCAGGGACAGUGAGUUAGAGGUCAGCGUUAGAGGUCUCUGCUUCCUCCCUGCUCUGACCUCUUCUCUGCACUCAUCUCAUGUGGCUCUGUGCAUCCUCCCCGGACCAAAACCAUGCUUUCUGUUGCCUUGGAAACAGGCCACAAACAGCUCAGAACAUAACACACACAUUUUUAUGCACACACACACACACACACACACACACACACACACACACACACACACAUACACACACACACACACACACACACACACACACACACACACACACACACACACACACACACACACGCGCACACACUCAUCCCUCAAUAUAUGACAAUAAGUACUUUAAACAAACAAAGCAAACUGAGGAACUAUGUCUUUUCGUGUUUCUUUCACUCAGCUUGGGAGCCGAAUGUGUUUUUUGUCUUUCUGUGAUGCCAUACACGGAACCAUGAAUGUCCAACAUGCUGCUGUUGAUGAUUCAAAAACUCAAAGAUGAAUAUAUUUCUGUAUCUUCUUUUUUUUUAUUAGUUGUGAUUUUUACUUUCAGUGCAUUGAACACAUGCAACAACUUUCUCUCUCUCUCUCUCGCUCUCUUAGUCUCUCUUCCCCCCUCUCUGUGAGGUUAGCAGAGAGCGGGGAAGGGGUGCGUUGCAGAGCCACACGUGUCAAAAUAUUCAAAAUUGUCAAGGACAAUAAGGCGCUAAAGCUAGUGAAGAGAUUGCAUGCGUGAAAGAAAAACAAAAUUGAUCAUAAUAAUUAUAAUUAUAAUAAUCAUAAUAAUACAUGACCGGAAAAAAUAUAGGAAAAACAAGAAAAAGUCAGAACGAUUACUGCUCAUCAACCACAAAUCACCUCAAACAAAACACACAGAUAUACCUCAGAUGACUUUUUCUACGUCUUGUAAGUCCUGUUUCUAUAUUUUAUUAGUUGUGUUGACGACUUGUAGUAAACAUAUUUUAUUGUACUUUUUUUUAUUUUGUAGAUUUUACAGUAUAUAAUUAGGGUAUACAUCAUGUUUCCAAUAGGUUUUAUUGAAGGAUGUGCUGCCCGGUCAAUGUUUCCCCACUAAGUCUGAAAAAAAAUUAUUAUAAAGGUGGUAACUUUAAGGGAUGGUAAAUACAGAAACGCUGCAGUCUCAAGUGGGCCGUGGACCUAUUGGUUUAUUUUUUUAUCCCUUGUAGUUAAUGCUGUUUGUCUCAGCGUGGUGCUGUUGCAUAGAGCAUACUGGAACCAUGGCCCUUGUAAAUAGUAUUUUACCGUUGAACCGAAUUGUUGAUCCUCUUUCUAGACAUUGUUCCCUCGACUAGACUAGCUGCUCUCUUCUAUUCACUUUGCUGUAGUCAAAGCUAUUCUUGCUUCUUCCCCUCUUCUUCCUCGCCUUUCCAGAAUCCCUCUUCUUCCUUCAUCACAACCUGCUGGUUUUGCCUCUACUUGCCACUCCUCUCCCUCCUUCUUCUCUUUCUUUUCUAUGCAGUGGGACCUUGGAAUCUCCUUGUUCUCCUGCGUGGACCCCUCACAGCAUUGUGUUCAGCCCACAGUCUCUGCUUGUACGAUAGGCCUGAAUGGAGGCAGGAGAAGGAAAGGAAAUGAGAAUAGCGAUUGUAAAUUCUAUACAAAGAAUUGAAUUAUACACUUCUCAUUUGAUGUUGUAAGUGUAAUUAUUUCCUUUUCGAAACCAGGCUGUCUUUGAAAAUAUUAAAGAUUUUCUAAAGAAGACGACAUAAGUUCAGGGAAAUAAUUGUAACUCUCAUAUUUUAUAUAAGACUUACCUUGAUAAUCUGUGUCUGGGAUCACAGUCAAAAGUGAUCAGAUGAAGACAUAACACAUUAUAAUACAAUUAUCCAUUGAAAACCAAGCAACUAGAUUUUUCCUUGACAUGAUAUAAACUGUGCCAUAUCUUUAACUAAUAUUAGUCAGUUGAUGCAUUCCUUCUACAUGUCGAUUUCAACUUAAAUUAAUAUAAAUUCGCUAACCAGCAUUUUGAAACCACUAUUUUUGUAUUGAAAUGGUAGUGCCAUAGAAUAUGGUUGUGUUGACUGCCAUGGUGGGAGUGCUGUUGAGAUCAUAAGAAUACCAACGGCGGUGUUACUAUGCCACAAGGGAGGCGGAAGGGGAGCUUCACUGUCUCUGCAAUAUCUUUAUUGCUUUUCUCUCAUGUUUUCUUCCAUUUACAUCUUCCAUUCUUCAUAUUGUGGGGUCUGUUCCUUGUCUCAAAGCAGAAACAAAAAGGAAAGAUGGAUGGGAAAGUAAACACAGGUGGUACUUCAAUAUUGUCCCCAAGUUCCGCCCUACAGUGAACCCCAUAACAUCAGCCAUACAUAAGGUUGCGAUGAAUAUAUGUAUGUAACAGACAUAACUUCUAGAUAUCUGGAUAGAAAGCAUACUUUAUAUAUUUGGCUACCAAAAGGAUUCAAUCAGAAAAAGUUUUUUUCACUAACAAAACCAAUUCUGCCAACAUAUUGCAAACCCUUCAAUGGAUUCAAACCCCUACUAGACAGAAGCAUUUGGAAAUGGCAUUAUAGUUUUUUUAAUUCCCUAAGUGACUCCAUAAGUAUUACUGCUUUAAUGUCCACCACAGUAUGGCAGCAUGACAGUAUCUCGCCACAUAUUUAUCUGCUGAUCUGGGUCUUUGGUUGUCUUUGUUGGUGCCUCUCUUCAUCUCUCUUUGCUUUUCAUUCUCCUCCCUUUACACUUCUUUUUCUUCUUCUUCUGCAUCUUCUUCUUCUUCCCUGAUCAUUAGUAAAUGAGAAAAAAAGUUGUUCAAUGAUUUGCCUGUAUUUAGUGGUUUAAUUUGUUAAUCGUCCCAAUUUUCAAUUGAGUGAUGAAAACAAAAUCCUUCAAAUACUCAAUAAUGUGAAUAUGCAUUUGGUUGCGAUUUAACAACAUUUUACGAAAACACCCUUCUCUCAGACUCACGGUCAAUAGGAUUCAGAGUAAGAAAGAUAAUCCUGAAUCAGAUUUAAUUUAUUUGACCUGAAUGUGUACUUUUAUGAUACAUAUUAACAGAACCCAGCCAGUAUUCAUCUCUUGAUGUAGACCAACAGUGAGUUAGUGAACAGUGAGACAUACAGACAGAUGCCAUCAACAAGCACACUCACUUAAUGAGUUGGAUGGUAGGUGUUUCAGAAACCUAUUACCUAAUUUACAGCUUGACGGGCAGAAAAGUUGUGCUCAAGAGCACCAUAGCGGACAGGAAAUGGUACUAUAGCACUUGAUAACGUUUAAAAUAUUUGGAAAUAAACACAAUUUCAAUUCCAUUGGGUCUUUUAAGUUGUUGGUAUGAGAUAAAUAUAUAUAUACCUAACAACAGCUUAUGAAUAGAUUGAAAAGACUCUUGAAAACACAGCUGUUCUUAGUUGUUGGAUGUGAUGUCCUUCUGCAAUCUACGACUAAAUGUAGCCUUUGAAACCUUAUCAACGUGUGGGCAAACAUGCUUCCAAGCCUAAACUGGCGUGGGGUGAGCUAUUCUAUUGCCCUGUCGGGUCAAACAAUGGAUGGGACGCUCAGCUGAGUUAGCCUCGGUUGAGUAAGCCUGGCAAGUUAUGCUUCCAUUCUACCGGCAAGUGAUGCAGUAGCAACAUAUUUCAAAUAUUUAACAGACCUGUGAAUUAUAUCAAAAACCAACAGUAACCUCAUCCUGUGCAAAAUGGCCUCUACCGAGUGAACUAAAUCUACAGCUGAACUGUAGAUUUUUUAACAAGUGAAACGUCAGUGAAAAGUCCAUGGUUGUUUUUUUUUCCUGUAACAAUCCACGACAUUGGGAUGAUUAUUGAUGUCAGAAAUAAUGCUGUAAUUAUGAGAAUUUCAAUGUAAAUUAUGUUUCUAGUCAAGCCCAUUUUAUUUUAAGAGGCAUGGGGAAGAUAUGCUAAGAUUUUAAUUUGCUCAGCCAUGUGGAUGAAUAACUGAUUUUAGGUUUGAUUCCCAAAGUGCACCCCUUGACAAUGACAACGUGAACCCCAACCUGCUCGGCUUGGAUUUCCUCUGGAUAAAUUGGAGGACUUGGAUUCAAAGGACUUAAAGUUUAUACAAAUUAUACCUGUAUGGAGAGGGGAGUCAUUCAGUGUGGAUAUUAAUCUCCUCUAUUACCAUAUCAUACCAAAAGCUUCCGUAAUACAUACAUUACAUAACUCCUGUAAUUUGUGACCAUAUAGUCAUUAUUGUCAGUUUAUUUAAGCAUUUUAACCUUGGCUUUUUGUCUGGCUGUAUUUCUUAGUUUCCUUUUCUGAAUCAUAAAUCGAAGGAGAAUCCCACUAAAGAGUAAUGCCGGACAUUAUAAGUCAACAUAAAAACGGUAUACACGCAAUGCACACACAAAUAUAUUUUUCGACAUUUCCGAAUAUCCCAGUCUUCGACCACCAAUGCAAACUGAUGGGUUUCCUUGGUAUUUGUCAAGGGGUUGGAUGAACAAAGGGGUCUCCCAGCUAUUUGUCAAUCGUUCUUAUUAAUAAAGUGCUGUUUCCUCAGUGGAGGAGAGAGAGAGAGGUCAACGACAUCAAAGCAGUCGGAUUUGACUCAUCUGUCUCUGCACCUUGGUGGAUUGGGGUGUGCAAGGCUGGCUGAGUCCUGAUUUGAAUGACAUUUCCAAACUUUACAUGUUAAUCAAAAAAAAGCAAGGCACGGUUUGUUUUCGAAAAAGCAACGGAAGGAAUCUCUGAUAGACACAGAAAUGGAAACAUUUUCAAUAGGUUCUAUUUGUUGUAUUUAUUGCAUAAACUGUAUUCAGAAUCCACAUCAUGGAAGGAAUGGGAUUGUAAUUAGAAAUAAGAAAAAAGGUUUUUAAAGGUGAAAUGCCAAAUCAGGAUAUUGCUGUCUUUGCAGAACAGUCCUUCCUCCAUCACAAUGGGGAUGAAUUUGUGAAAUGUUAAUCUUGUAUCUCGUUUCGCUGUUUUAGCUGAGCUGUAGACGGCCGAGACAUUCUUAUACUACUGAUUCUCAACAUGCUAUAAAGAAUUUAAAAAAAGAAAGAAGGCAGAAAUGCUUUAUGACUAACAACCUUGACAUGGUGAAAACUGGUUUUGGUUCAGGUUUAAAAAAUAAAUCUCAAGUGUACGUAUGGAACUUUGGUUUUCUGUAGAUAUAUGCAUAUAUAUAAUAUAUAUAUGAACAGAUGGAUUUUUUUUUCUCCAAAAAAAACUUUUGCGACAUGCAUUUAAAGAGACAACACAAUUUCCCCCACCACCUCCUUGAGGGAGAAGUAGAAACCUUGUCUUGUUAUAACGGUUAGACAAGAUUCAUAUUGUUUUUUACCAGCAAAGAUCCUUAGAACAUAUCCAUAUAAUUUGCAACAAUGACUGAACAUGCCUUUGUUAUGUUUCUUAUGCUUUUGGAUUAUCUUUUGUAGUGGUUCAAAUUGAAAAACAAAAAAGACGACCAGGCUAUAGAGACGAGGUAGUCUAGUUUUGAAUACAAUGAGGGAACUGUACUCUUGAUGUGUGUAUGUGCGUUCCUCCCUUGGUCUCUCUCUCUUCCUCUCUUUCUAUCUCUCUCUCCACAGUGCCAGGACCAUUGUAUGAACGAAUGUAGUGCUACCCCACAGGAGGCACAUACAUACACAACUAAUUACUAUUGAAAAAAACAGUGAAAAGGAUUAUCGCAUCAUUAUCUUUUUGUAUAUAAAACAAUAAAAUAAUGUAAAUUAACUUCA
Gadus macrocephalus (Pacific cod) is the source of this 10533-nucleotide messenger RNA. RefSeq names its product activin A receptor type 2Ba (gene acvr2ba). NCBI's taxonomy places the organism in Eukaryota, Metazoa, Chordata, Actinopteri, Gadiformes, Gadidae. Gene Ontology annotation, biological process: cellular response to growth factor stimulus; activin receptor signaling pathway; protein phosphorylation. Gene Ontology annotation, molecular function: activin binding; 2-oxoglutarate-dependent dioxygenase activity; activin receptor activity. Gene Ontology annotation, cellular component: plasma membrane; activin receptor complex. The record is from RefSeq and is a predicted model, not a curated record.